GAGGAUUACGGUGGUCAGUUAGCUGGCCCCAGUACCAGCUAGCAGGCUUGGGCUUUGAAAACAGACAGGUUUAUGUUGGUGUGUUUGGGUCUGUUAUGACAAAGACAUUAACGUUAACGGUCUCAAAGAAGUCGGACUUCACCUAGCUAGCUGCCCGCAUGUAAAUUAGCUCAAUUUAGCUAACGCCAGCUGACGUUACGUACUUAACGUUAGCUAACAUUAACGUUACAUGCCUGGGCUAUGUCAAAUCUUUUGCCAGCCUCGUGUCAUUCACUUAUUUCAGCAAAAAUAUGGCUUCAUUGUCACAACAAAUGCAGUUAUUUCCAGCUUAUUGUGGACUUAUAUUAGUUGCAUAUUUGCGACGUUUCGUUCUUUGUUAGCAAUUACAUUUACGCGAUUGAAGUUACUGUUGUAAUCUUGUCAGCGCGGUAACGACAGCGUUAUACAGUUGAACGAACAGACUGACAUUUACUAGCAUAUUUUUGCAGCUGACAUUAGAGACUGAAGGGACCAUGCUAAGCCUAGAUACUUGAUCCCAGGAAGAUUUCACCGGGCAGCUUUUCCCCUUUCACCGUGGAAAUGCCAGCUGUGAUCCGGGAUAAAGAGGAUUCCGAGUCUUCCUCUGAGGACGAACAGGAAGACCAUCCUUGCAUUGCCUGGAGUGGCCUUAGCAGGAAGAUCCCAGUUCUGCUGUUUUGCCCUGAGGCUAUCAUUUCUAAAGAUGGGAAGAUCCACUGCAUUGGAGAGCGAUACAACAUGGCCUUCAAGAUUGUGCGCACAGAGAGCCGCCUGGUUCGAGGAAUACUGACCAAUCAUGGAUUCCAUGAGGUUCACCCAAACAGUAAUGAUUUUAACCUCAUGUGGACGGGGUCUCACCUUAAGCCUUACCUACUACGCACCCUUCAAGACUUCCAGAAGGUCAACCACUUUCCCAGGUCAUAUGAACUGACGCGCAAAGACCGUCUGUAUAAAAACAUCCAGCGAAUGCAGCAGGCUCAUGGCUUCAAAAACUUCCAUAUCGUUCCUCAGACCUUUGUGCUUCCCUCUGAGUACCAGGAUUUCUGCAGUUGUUUUUCCAAGGACAAAGGUCCUUGGAUUAUUAAACCAGUAGCAUCUUCAAGAGGACGAGGCAUCUACCUGGUCAGCAAUCCAAGCCAGAUUUCAAUGGAUGAAAACAUCUUGGUUUCUCGCUACAUUAAUAACCCACUGCUGAUAGAUGACUUCAAGUUUGAUGUGCGGUUGUACGUGUUGGUGACAUCAUACGAUCCCCUCCUCAUCUAUGUGUAUGAGGAGGGCCUCGCUAGGUUUGCUACAGUCAAGUAUGAUCAAGCUUCAAAGAACAUCAAGAACCAGUUCAUGCAUCUCACUAACUACAGUGUGAACAAAAAGAGCAGUGACUACAUCAGCUGCGAUGACCCUGAAGUUGAGGAUUAUGGGAACAAAUGGAGCAUGAGUGCAAUGUUGAGGUAUUUGAAGCAGGAGGGGAAAGACACUACAUUACUGAUGAACCAAGUGGAGGACCUCAUCAUCAAAGCUGUGCUGAGUGCUGAGCUACAGAUAGCCACCGCCUGCAAGACCUUUGUUCCCCACAAGACCAAUUGUUUUGAACUGUACGGUUUUGACGUGCUCAUUGACUCCAACCUCAAACCCUGGCUGCUAGAGGUGAACCUCUCUCCCUCCCUGGCCUGUGAUGCACCUUUGGAUCUGAAGAUAAAGGCUAGCAUGAUAGCAGAUAUGUUUUCUCUUGUGGGCUUUGUGUGCCAGGACCCCCUUUUGAGACAGCCACGCUCUGAUCGAGUCACCCUGGACCCCAGCUUCAAGACAGUCACUGCACACACCAGACUGCGGCAGCGGCCCACGUCAGCCAAUGACCCAGAAACAGAGGGCUCUAAGGACAAACUUGGAGCCAAGCACAGCCAGGGAGACAGCACUCUGAACUUGACUGCUGAGGAGAUCAAACUGCUGAGGAGGAUAAAGGAAGAGUAUGAGAGACGAGGAGGUUUCAUCAGAAUCUUCCCUACUCCAGAGACCUGGGAGCUCUAUGGUGGAUAUCUGGAGUCCAAGACAUCAAUGAACUACAUGUUGGCGAACAGACUUUUCCAUGGAAGGAAUCUGAAUGGGAAUGUGCAGCUGCAGGUGGAUGCUUUCCAUGGCUGUCACAUCCUCCGUUAUGAGAGGAAGUUGCUGUCUCUGGAGGCACGUAAAAAGAGACAGCGCCACCUGGCUCAGCGCUCCUCUGCUGGGAAGAAGAAGUCGGGGACGGAAUCCAAGGCCUCUCUCUCUGAAAGCAGUUCUCAGGAUGUUGAGGGAGAGCAGUGUGUCCAGGAGGAAAGAGAGGAGAAUCACGCUCUGGUAAUGGUGCAGGCACAACCGAUGGCCAUCCCACUGCGGUGUUUCCACAGUGAAGUCCUGUCCACCUCAACAGCAACCAAGUCUACUGCCAAGCCUAAAAUCAACCUGCUCCUCAUCCUCCAGCAGGGCUGGGAUCUCAGUAAAGUGCAGGCCCGGAUGGCCUUUUCCUCCUACCUGCAGCGGGUCCAACUAAGACUCUUGGCAGAGAGUAAGGCUAACAUCACCCCAGCCUGGCCAGAGAAAGACAACGACCAAAUGGAGCUGGUGAUUCGCUUCCUGAAGAAAGCAGCCGGUAACCUUCAGCAGGACAUGAAGGUGGUUCUGCCCAGUCGCCAGCUGCCACUCCAAGACCGCAGACGCAUCCUGUCCCACCAGCUGGGGGAGUUCAUCCACUGUUACAACAAGGAGACUGAACAUAUGGCAAAGAAACAAGAGAGUAGCAAAGAGGAGGAGCACUGUAUCAACCCCAGUGUAUUUCAGGAGUAUAUCACUGGAGCAAGUGAAAAUGAUCUGGAAGAAGUUCUGACGUUCUACACACACAAAAAUAAAUCAGCCAGUGUCUUCCUAGGAACAAAAGUCAGGAGUGAAAUAGAUGCCUCAGGAGAGCCAGUCAAAUGUGGGAAUCCUAGAUCUCUGCCUGUGGCCAAAGAGGAUUCCAGCGAGUCCUCACUCUCCAUAGGCAAAGUCAGCACAGACCCAGACACCAAGACCACUGCAAGUCCGCCUUCUGUCCAUACACUGUCUACAGACAAGCAUGCAGUGGUUAGAGCUGGCAAAGCCCAGCCGGAGGUCCAGGCCUCCCAGCACUGCUCCAGCUUCCCUGCAGUUUUAGACUACAAUCACAUCCAUCUGCAGCACUGCCCCUCUUCCUCAAGAUCCCUGCCUCUCCACUGUCCACCACCGCCACCACCUGCUCAGCCACCAUCCUACGCACAGUCUGUGGCCAAGUCUCAGUUGUACCCAGCUCCUCAGCCUACGACGCUUCCCCAGCCCCCAGCAUACACCUCUGCCCCCAUAGUCAUACAGCCCCCAAGAGUGAUGUGGACGGCUGUUUCUACCAGCCCCAACACUGUGCCUGCCCCGCAGCCGCCCCAGGUGCUGAGGAGGAUUCAGUCCUUUACUUCAUCCACGUCCAGCUCUGCUACAACCUCCUCCAUGCCAAGUGCCAUGCACAUCUACAGCCAGAAGCUCUCUAGGCCCACAUCUGCAGGCCAGCUUGUCAGGAAGACCAGCUCCAGUAAGCUGAGGUCAAACUCAGCGGGGGUCUUCAAGGAGUUGAACUCUCUGUCUGCCCAGGCCCAGUCUAACCAGCAGGCCAUCAUUUCAGCCCUGCAGAGGCUGGCUGACAAGCAGGUUGUGCGUCACUAUGGCAGCUCCAGUCACAUCAACCUGCUGACACAACAUUUGUCCAACCUGAACCUGACCAAUGGGAUGCUGAGCAAAGAAGGCUUUAUGUUUAAUCCUAAGGCGCGCCAUGCCACUGUGACCCAAGGGCCAAUGAAGGCUGUCCACUCUGACACGGAUCUGGUUGGCAGCACUGGCCACAGGCCACAGAAGGAUGAGGACGGUCUUUGGAACGACCAGAUGCAGAAUACCAGUAGUCUGAUGACAGGGGUGAGUGCUCAGCAGCACUACCAGCCCACCCAGGGAAGCUACCAGCUUCAGUUUGCCAUCCAACAACUGCAGCAGCAGAGACUCCAGUCUCAACAAGUCCUGGAACAGAGCCUUUGCCGACAUCAGACUCUAUUGCCAGGCCAGACAAACGCUCCAGGAGCCCAGGCUCCCAAAGACUCAUCCAGCUACACUCCAGCCAGCCAUCUUGUCCGUCCCAAUCACAGCCAUAGUCACAACCAUAUGCAGACUCAUGUUAGUCCUGCUCUUACCCCAAAGCCACCAAGCAGUGCCCGGGAGGGCCGAAUCAGGAAGACAGCAACUCAGCGCCUCAUCAAGCAGACGUCCACGGAGAGUCCAGCCAAUGCAACUGUAUCCAGUGGCCAGCAUAUGGUGUACGAGGCCGUCUGCGGGAAAACAGGUCUCUCUGUGUACCGCAAGCUGUUCCAGGGCCAGAGGCCCGAUCCAAGAUGACAUGAAGGGGACCAGAGGCACGGUCUGCCGCUCUGCCGGCCUGACAGGUGUCUCUGCAUGUAACCAUACACCCGCAUCCUUACAGAGGUGUAUUCUGGGAAAGGACAACAGCAACAGAUGAAAGCAUGCCAAACAUUAAACAUGGCCCCAUUAAUUUCUCUAUGAUACAGCCGCAGACAUGCAAGUGGAUAGCCUGCCGGGCCAGGAAUGCCCAGCUUUGACGCAGGUUGGGAUUCUGUUGCGCAGCUCAAGAUCAUCCAGCCUUUUCAGCCCCCCCACCCCCUCAUCCCUCUCAGCUAGCCUCAAUCUGAAUAUAACAGUUGCCCUCCCUCAUUUUCCCCAUGCUACUGAUGCCAUGGAAACAUUUCAGACAGAUAGCCUUCAGCAGAUGAUUGACUGUAGCAUAAAACUUUUUAUUCUCUGUUCAAGCAGUGAUAUGUGUCCCCAAGCCAUUUCUUAAGCAUUAUGAAAAAGUUUUUGUUAUACAAAAAAGCACAUCUAAGAUGUGCAUUUUUGUAAUUGGAGAGAUCUACUGAGUGAUUGCAGAUUGACCAGGGUUAUAGAGAUUGUCUCAGUGUCUUCUCAUCCUGCUGCUAUGAAUGAUGAACAUGCAGAGAAAUUCCUUUCAUGUGUGGUUCCAGUACAACACACUUCAGCGACCAUUCUCUCUUGAAACCUAAACAGUUGCCAAUUCAGAUACUGAAAGUCAUUGCCAAAGGAUGUGCUGAAAGUUUUGCAUCCUUUGCUUGUAGGCAAGAUGGAAAAGGAAACUGAUGUUAAAAGCUGAAAUGAAGUUGGUUGCUGCCUUUUUUGCACCAUACGUUGUGUACACCCUUCUCUGAAAUAUGAUAAAUAUGUUGCUGGCCUGACAAAUCUUUGAGAAGUUUUCCAUCAAGAAUACCGUCAUCUUUUGAUUAUUCAUGUAAACUGCUGAGACCCAAAUGUUUUUUCCUCGAUGGACCAAAUUAUUUAUUUUGGCUUUAUAAGUAAAUUAUAUUAUUGCAUCAGUACAUAAUGACUGUUCAUAAAAUAGAAACUAACUCUCUGUAGCUCAAAGCAUAACAUAAAGAGGAUUUAUGCUUAUGCACAGCCUUGCCUACAAGGAAGGUUAAUGCUGCACCUCCCAGACCAAUAUCCUUGUGUUAUUUAUAACUGUGUAGUGAACAUACUCAGGGUUUGUUCAUAAAAUAAAAUAUCUCUGUCAUAUGAUUAGAUUUAGUAUAUGUUUAUGAUGACUAUUUUGCUUUGUGAAAAAUACUUGAAUUUUAUGUAUUGUCUUACUCAGAUAAAAUGAUAAUUUUAAUGGGUGUUUUGCAUGAUUGUAGUUUACAAUUUUGCAAAGUUAUUGGGUUUAUUAUACUUGAUGUUGAUUGUGUUGGGGUUCUUUGUAUUAUUUGUAAUGGCUGAUGUGAAAGUUUAUGUUGUGGAUUGACUACUAUUAAAGCCAAUGCAUGCUGAAUUUGCAAGAUUCUUAGAAUCCAAAUACAUUCUAUUUAUCAAUCUGUAAAUUUUUAUGCGCUGAUAAACACCUGUUUACAGUC
Molecule: messenger RNA, 5978 nt
Organism: Myripristis murdjan (pinecone soldierfish)
Lineage: Eukaryota; Metazoa; Chordata; Actinopteri; Holocentriformes; Holocentridae
Gene: ttll5
Product: tubulin tyrosine ligase-like family, member 5
Exons: 31
Coding region: 580-4437 (1285 amino acids)
Biological process (GO): protein polyglutamylation; microtubule cytoskeleton organization
Cellular component (GO): ciliary basal body
Molecular function (GO): tubulin-glutamic acid ligase activity; tubulin binding
Source: RefSeq, a predicted model, not a curated record